Messenger RNA from Carassius auratus (goldfish), 1057 nucleotides. It is a transcript of the gene nudt6, whose product is annotated as nudix (nucleoside diphosphate linked moiety X)-type motif 6. Lineage: Eukaryota; Metazoa; Chordata; Actinopteri; Cypriniformes; Cyprinidae. The record is from RefSeq and is a predicted model, not a curated record. The coding region runs from base 120 to 1031 and encodes 303 amino acids. The transcript has 5 exons. Gene Ontology annotation, molecular function: NAD binding; NADH pyrophosphatase activity; ADP-ribose diphosphatase activity.
AUUGUGUUUGGGGCCCGUAUGUUAGAGAUGACAGCUCUGUGUUAAAGCGCUUGUGUAACUCCUCGUGCGUCAGUACCGCGGUGAUUACGCGUCUGCUCGACUGCUGCUGGGUCUGUGUCAUGGGGAGCUGGAUGUUGUCCGCCGGGGUUCGCCGGGUGUCUUCGGUUCUCCGGCGGGUCUCCUCGGGUGUUUCCCCCGGCUCGACUCGCUUCGGCUCCGGCUGUCAGGAGCGGCUCUGCUGGCCUCCGCUGUCCGGGGAUGUGGAUCGCUUCGGCGGCGUCACGGUGCGAGACUUUCCGCCGGACAUCAGCGAGGACGAGUUCAGCGAGCUGCUGCGGGAGUCUCUCGGCCGGUGGAGGUCAGAUGGACGUGUCGCUGCAUGGCUGCACGUCCCCAUCUCUCUCAGCAGACUCUCUGCGGCCGCGGCGCGUCUCGGCUUCAGCUUCCAUCACGCUCGGAGACACGAGGCCGUCCUCAGUCUGUGGCUCGGGCCGGGGGAAGACAGACUGCCUGCAUUCGCCACACAUCAAGUAGGAGUCGCAGGUGCUGUUGUGGACGAAUCCAACGGCAAAGUCCUUGUUGUCCAGGACAGAAAUAAGACUACGAAUGCUUGGAAGUUUCCCGGUGGUCUGUCAGAUCUUGGAGAAAACAUCGGCGAGACGGCCGUCCGGGAGGUUUUUGAGGAAACGGGCGUCCGAUCUCAGUUCUGUUCGCUCCUCAGCGUCCGUCAGCAGCACAAUCAUCCGGGAGCGUUCGGGAUGUCCGACCUGUACCUGAUCUGCAGACUCCGGCCGCUCUCCUUCCACAUCGACUUCUGCCCUCACGAGUGUCUGCGCUGCGAAUGGCUGGACCUGACUGAACUGGCCCAGACCAGCGACAGCACGCCGGUCACCAGCCGCGUCGCCAGACUCCUGCUGUACGGACUGGAAAACGGCUUCCAGAACAUCGACCUGACGAUGGAGCAGAUGCCGGCCGUUUACUCCGGCCUUUUCUAUCAGCUCUACCACAGACGACUUCCAGAGACGGCAUAGAGCAACCCCACACCACACUAAACCGU